ACGCGAUACACAGCUAUAUACUAAGAGAGAUUGAGCUAUACUAACAAAAAUUAUUCAGGUUUCAUGAUAUGUAUAGUCUCUGUCUAUUUGAUGUACGAUUCACUAGAGAUCGGACAAGCUAUGAGUGCCUGGCAUGCGAAUCCACGAGACAUCAGGCCCCUUUGAUACCAUAACAAAUGAUUUUCAGUACCGCGCCUAUUAAUUUUCCAUUAAACAGAGUAUAUAAUUGUAAGUUGGGUAAAUUUUCAAUUUCGCGCCCCGAGUUGAAACUAAGAAACUGCGAGCCGGGUUCAAUUCUUUAAGGGUAAUCGCUUGGUAUUAUAGAUAAAUACACUCACCCACAAAAUCUGCGCCUCAAUCAACUCAAAAAGUUUUGCCCACUGUCCCUUGACCAACGUGGGUGUCCAAAGAAGGUAAGACAAUACCUCAGCCAGGAAUUGGUAACAGAAAUAACAGACGAGGCUCCAAAACUAGAGGUGGCAAAAGACAAGGGUUGGAGAGAGAGGGAGAGGGAGAGCGAGAGAGAGGCCCUCCUUUGUAGGAAGGAAGAGGAGAUGAUGGUGAUGGGGGUUUCUCUAUCUAAGAUGCAACCAUCACUAUGCUUCACCCUUUUUUCCUGGUUCCUCUGAGUGACAACUCUCCUAUUUCGUUCUGUCCAGGGGUCGUCGAUCACAGAGGCGAGCAGUUGCGGGAGUAGUGGAGGUUUUCGCUUAGAAAGCCUAGCGGGAAGUUGAUGAUCUGCCAUUGACAAUACAAAAUGUCUUCAUCAAACGAGACUGCUCCGUCACCGGAUUCCCCAUCAUCUCCCAUUGCUCCACCACCUCCCAAAUCCUCGGACGGCAACAAUACUGGCUCGUCCUCCCCCCCGGCCCCGGCAGCAUCCUCACCCCCGGAAUCAUCACCCUCCCCUCCACCGCCCUCCGAUUCAUCCUCGCCGCCCCCUGCCUCUUCCCCACCACCAGCUCCCUCUAAUGAAUCAUCUUCAUCCCCGCCACCACCUCCCUCGGAUGAUUCUUCUCCGCCUCCGAACUAUGUUCCACCCCCUCCCCCACCGCAUUCUUCAUCCUUAGCCCCCCCACCACCACCAGGUACAAAGGCAUUGUCGCCUCCACCUCCACCUGCACACCGGACACCUCCGUCAUCGAGUACAUCUUCUUCUUCUUCAUCAUCUUCGUCGUCGAGCAACUUGCCAAUAGUAGUUGGAGUCUCGGUUGGAUUAGGGUUGGUUCUCAUUAUUUUUAUUGCUAGCUGUAUCGCGUGUGCCGUGAGGAAGAAGAAGAAGAAGCGUGACGAGAUGCAUUAUUACAUGGAUCAUUCUCAUGGUCACAAAGUUGGUCAUGAUUACUACCACAGCUCACAACACCCGAACUGGCACAACAGGAACCCCGCAUCCGACCACGUCGUCAAGCUCAACCCGCAGUCUGGCAUCAUGGGGUCCCCUGGCGGAGGUGGCUGGCUGCCGCCGCCGCCCCCUCCGCCGAUGAUGAGCAGCGGUGACAUGAGCUCAAGCUACUCAGGCCCGCGCCACCAUCCGCCACUUCCCCCUCCUUCGCCGAGCCUCACCCUCGGCUUCAACAGCAGCACCUUCACGUAUGAUGAACUGGCCGUUGCGACCGGCGGGUUCGCACAGGCCAACAUGUUGGGUCAGGGCGGGUUUGGCUACGUGCACAAGGGGGUGUUGCCAAACGGGAAGGAGGUCGCUGUGAAGAGCCUCAAAUCGGGGAGCGGUCAAGGAGAGAGAGAGUUUCAAGCUGAAGUGGAGAUCAUUAGUAGGGUUCAUCAUCGCCAUCUUGUGUCGCUUGUUGGGUAUUGCAUUGCUGGUGGACAGAGAAUGCUGGUCUACGAGUUUGUUCCAAACAAGACCUUGGAGUACCAUCUUUAUCGUGAUGAUCCGGUGAUGGACUGGGCAACUAGGCUUCGAAUUGCAAUAGGAUCUGCUAAAGGACUUGCUUACCUUCAUGAAGACUGCCAUCCUCGCAUUAUUCACCGUGACAUUAAAGCCGCUAAUAUCCUCUUGGACAACAACUUUGAAGCUAUGGUGGCUGAUUUCGGAUUAGCAAAAUUGUCUUCCGACAAUUACACACACGUAUCUACGCGUGUUAUGGGAACAUUUGGGUAUCUGGCGCCAGAAUACGCGUCGAGUGGCAAGUUGACAGAGAAGUCCGAUGUUUUCUCUUUCGGGGUUAUGCUCUUGGAAAUAAUUACAGGACGAAGACCCGUGGAUAUUCAUAAUGUUAUGGAGGAUAGCUUAGUGGACUGGGCUCGACCACUUCUAACGCAAGCAUCGGAUGAUGGGAACUACAAUGAACUGGUGGACCCAAGGCUGGAGAACAAUUUCAACCCCCAUGAGAUGGCUCGCAUGGUCGCUUGCGCUAGUGCUAGCAUUCGUCAUUCUGCAAAAAAGCGCCCGAAAAUGAGUCAGAUCGUGAGAGCGCUCGACGGAGAUGUGUCCUUGGACGACCUGAAUGAGGGAGUGAGGCCCGGCCAAAGCUCGGUGUUCGGCACAAAUAGCAGCUCUGACUACGACGCGAGCUCGUACAAUGCCGACAUGAGGAGGUUCAGGAAGGUCGCUUUGUCUAGCCAAGACUUCGGAAGCAGCGACUUCGGGGCUUCAAGUGGCGACUCUAGGGAGAUGGGCCGCUCUCCAAACAAAGCCUAAAACAUCGAAAAUUUCGAAAAAAACUUAAUGCCAAAGAAUAAGAAAAGAAAAUGCCGCGAAAACGGCAGGAAAAAAAAAAGCAUUUUUAAUAUCGAUUUCGAUCUGUUAUCGCGUACUAAUUGUGAUGUUAAGUUAAACAUUCCCAUGAUCUUCCCCGUGUCAGAAUUUCUCUUAUUCUUUAUGGGUGUAAUACUCGUUUUAUUACACAAAUUGAUGGGCAUGUGAGUGCUUAUAUACUUCAAGAAUUGAGCAAAAUUAGCUCAGUUGUUAACUUAUAUGAUGUAAUAAUAUGUGAUAAUAUAUGUCUUCUUACAAGACUGAAUUGGGUUUACCAGUA
Molecule: messenger RNA, 2996 nt
Organism: Syzygium oleosum
Lineage: Eukaryota; Viridiplantae; Streptophyta; Magnoliopsida; Myrtales; Myrtaceae
Product: proline-rich receptor-like protein kinase PERK4
Exons: 9
Coding region: 758-2659 (633 amino acids)
Biological process (GO): protein phosphorylation
Molecular function (GO): ATP binding; protein kinase activity
Source: RefSeq, a predicted model, not a curated record